AUGAACUUUGCACAUAACUCUGCUAUGAAGGCUCCAACGCCACCUGAUAAGGGAAGCUUCCCUUUGGAUCAUGACCAAGAAUGUUUACAGCCAAUGAACUCAUAUAUAAAGUGUCUGGCUGAUAACAAGAAUCAGUCUAGAAUGUGCAUGGAGUUGUCAAAGCUCUAUUUGCAAUGUAGAAUGGACAGAGGACUAAUGGCAAAGGAGGACAUUGACAGUUUUGGAUACAAUGAACUUCAAAAGUCAAAGGUAGUGGAGCCUCCACAAAACCCAAGAGAGCCAAUUAUUGCUGGUCUACGAAGACCAAACAAAGACAGAUAA
Acytostelium subglobosum LB1 is the source of this 321-nucleotide messenger RNA. RefSeq lists its product as hypothetical. NCBI's taxonomy places the organism in Eukaryota, Evosea, Eumycetozoa, Acytosteliales, Acytosteliaceae. The record is from RefSeq and is a predicted model, not a curated record. The coding region runs from base 1 to 321 and encodes 106 amino acids. The transcript is spliced from 2 exons. Gene Ontology annotation, cellular component: mitochondrial intermembrane space. Gene Ontology annotation, biological process: mitochondrial respiratory chain complex IV assembly.